AUGGCAAAGCCUUUUUCUAAUGAUUCUAGUGCAGUCACCAUCCUCUCAAAGUGCACUGUUUUUCCAGACAAAAAGUCAUCUCUUGGAGACUUAAAACUCUCUGUCUCAGACCUCACCAUGAUAUGUUCUCAGUACAUCCAAAAAGGUUGUCUCUUCACAACACCAUCUAUCCCCUCUCAAACACUCAUUCCUCACCUUAUAACUUCUCUCUCCAAAACCCUAUCUCUAUUCCCUCCACUGGCUGGCCGUUUGGUAACUAACCCCGAUGGUUACAUCUACAUCUCAUGCAACGACGCUGGCGCUGAUUUCAUCCAUGCAAACGCCACUCACCUAACUACCAACGACCUUUUGUCACCGUCUGAUGUCCAUGCUGCCUUCAAGCAAUUCAUCCCUUUUCACUGUAAAAUCAACUACUCCGCUCAUUUCUCACCAAUCUUGGCUAUCCAGGUCACUUACCUCGCUGACGGAAUCUUCAUCGGUUUCGCCGUAUCCCACGCUGUCUCUGACGGUACUACCGUCUGGAACUUCUUCAACACGUUCGCUGAGAUUUCCAGGGGAGUCACACAACCUAGUAGAAUCCCGAACUUUCGCCGGGAUUCCAUUCUCAACUCAAAAGCCGUCCUCCAUUUACGAGAGGACGACAUCAAUGUAACUCCCAAAACUGACGAGCCUGUACGUGAGAGAAUUUUCACUUUCACUCGCGAAGCAAUUCAGAAGCUAAAAGCAAGAGUGAAUCGCAACCAUACAUCACCGGCGGAGAUCUCAUCGUUCCAGUCGCUCUCCGCUCUAAUGUGGCAAUGUGUUACACGCGCUAGGAAACUUGAGGGCACAAAAACAACGACUGUUAGAAUAGCGGUGAAUAUUCGUAACCGUUUGGAGCCAAAGUUAUCGGAGUAUUAUUUCGGUAACGCGAUUCAGAGCAUUGCUACGUAUGCAUCUGCAUGUGAUGUGGUUGAUAAGGAUCUUACGUGGUGCGCGGAGCAGUUGAACAAGAAUAUUAGCGAGUACGAUAGUGAUAAAGUGAGGCGCGUCGUAGAGGAUUUCGAGCGCGAGCCGAAAGCGGUUAAGAUGGGGAAUCAUGAUGGUGGGAUAGUGCAGAUUGGUAGUUCGCCUAGGUUUCCGAUGUAUGAUAAUGAUUUUGGAUGGGGGAGGCCGGUGGCGGUGAGGAGCGGCGGAGGGAAUAAGUUUGAUGGGAAGAUAUCGGCGUUUCCGGGAAAGGAAGGCGGUAAUUCAGUGGACAUGGAGGUGGUUUUGGCAACAGAAACGAUGAGGAUUCUUGAGAAUGAUCCUGAGUUUUUGCUUUACGCUUCUUGA
Messenger RNA from Vicia faba (fava bean), 1314 nucleotides. The record is from the annotation of a GenBank genome assembly. NCBI's taxonomy places the organism in Eukaryota, Viridiplantae, Streptophyta, Magnoliopsida, Fabales, Fabaceae.